This is a messenger RNA of Linum trigynum, 1074 nucleotides long. The record is from the annotation of a GenBank genome assembly. NCBI's taxonomy places the organism in Eukaryota, Viridiplantae, Streptophyta, Magnoliopsida, Malpighiales, Linaceae.
UAUCUUCAAUACUUUAUUAUGAAAACUUAUCAGCACCAUUAACUACUCAAGACAUGUAUUUGUCUAUAUAAAUUAUAAUGUGCAUGUAUAUUUAGUGAAGAACAACAUAUUGAUUGAAUUCCUUAAAGAAACCAAACGGUUUUACACUUCAUAUAUAUACAGUAAAAUACAUAUUUAGUGACAAGACGAUUCUAUUAUACUUGUUAUAUAUGGGGAGGGGAAGCAGCAAAAACAGAGUUAUCUCAAGUACGGUAAUAAUUCUGAGCACCAUCAUCGCCAACCUACUCCUCUCUGCUACCACCGCAACGGCGUUCUCCUUAUGGCCGUACCACCAUGUACACGUCACCAACGAGCUCACCGGCGGUAAGGUGUUGCUUGCCCACUGCAAGUCCGCCACCAGCGAUCUCGGGGUCCAGGAGAUCGCCCCUACCAAAGAGUUUACGUGGCGGUUCAGGCCGGGGUUUGCCUUCGUGUCGACUCUCUAUUGGUGCUACGUGGCCCCCGACGGCAGCCACCACCUCCGUUUUGAUGCGUGGACGGAUCACGUCGCCGGAAUGUACGAGUACGAUCGCAACAUGUACUGGGUCGCUAAAGACGACGGACUCUAUGUUAGAGUUCCGACACGUGGCGAUCUGUGUUGGCUAAAAUGGGAUCAAGGGAGGAUGGAACAAGAAGAAAAUAAAAUUCUUUGACUCUUUUUAAUUAAAUCAUUAAUUAAGGGGAAUGAUUUAAUCUCAUGUUAAUAUCUCAAAUAAUUGUUUCGGAACUGCCGAGAUUGAAAUUGUAACAGUUUAUGAAUCAUAAUGAAGCAUUUGGUAGUUUAUUCUUAUCAUAUGGUUGUUAGCCCUCGAAGGAAAGGUGCAUGUGGCCAUGUGGGGUCAAUAUUGACCUUUUAUAUUACCGCUGGCUAUACCAAUCUUAAGAGUCCAUUUUUCUUUAAGCCAAAGAAUUACUUUUCCAUAAGAAACAACAUUCAAAUAAUCAAUACGGGCUAUACGGUCCGGUUCGGUUAAAUUGGGCUGAAUUUAUCCGAUUUUGGUCCGGUCUUUUCGAGAAUAUAAGGACCAAAGAUUA